UUUCGUUCUCAACCUCUCGUUCUUGGUCUCGGACUUGUUCACAGACGCGCCCCACGCGACGGACACGAUGUCCUGGCUGGCAUCGGCCCUCCUCUCCCUAAUUCACGCUCUGUAUCGGCUAGUCCUUGUAUUUCAGUCUGUCUUCCGCCCGGCUACGGAACCGCAACCUAUUACUGCGGAGAGGUCAAAGCUACCCCAACAUCUUGCGCUGGCAUUGGUACCCAACCCGGAGGCGGACGAUGAGGCCAACGAGCAGUAUCUUCUAAACAGCGUGGAAAAGGUGGCUGGCUGGUGUCAACUUGCGGGCAUCCGCCGGCUCUCUGUCUAUGACCGCGAAGGCGUCCUGUCAAGAUCUUCUAUAGAGCUGAGGGGGCGGUUACAACCUGCGUCGCGAAAGGCGGAGCCGGAGGACUCGCCAGUUGAAUGCGACAUCCAAUACCCCCUCACGCCGCCUCCUUCCGACGACGCAGAAUCCCGGCCACUCUCUCCCCACUCUGGGAAUGUGGUCCCAAAACUCGGCGUUACUACUAUCCGCCUUCACGCAGAGUCACCGAAGCCCAAACGGAGAGUAAACGCGCUCAAGCGUCGACGUGUUCCACCCAAGGGUGAGGACUCGCAGCCUGCCCCCUUGACACUGCAUAUUCUAUCGUACCAGUCCGGCAAACCAGCCGUCGCAGCCGCCGCCAGGAUGUUCCUCCAUAACAUACGGCAGAAUCAACCUAAUAACCCCCCUACAAGCACCCCGCCAUUGAUGCCGUCCAUACAAGAACUCACUGCAGUACUAGAAGGCGAGAGCGGAUUCUCUUCGCCAGAUCUGAUGAUUGUGCACCGGAAACCGCCUCUUCCCCAGUUGCCUGAGCCGGCCGAACUGGGCGGUUUCCCUCCAUGGCAGACAAGACUGACAGAGAUAUACUGGGACUUUAGCGCACCCUCCCGGAAGUCAUGGCGGAACACGGCUUCCGUAGACGAGAGCCCGUCUAUACAGGAGACGGAGUUCAGGAGGGCGCUGGACGAGUUCGCCGGCGCCGAGAUGCGUCUUGGGAAGUAACUCGUUGUCUUGUAGGUGUAAUACGUGGGAUGGAAAACGGAAGUACUACUUGUUUAACUGUUCAGAUGUCACCCCACAAG
Messenger RNA from Trametes versicolor FP-101664 SS1, 1128 nucleotides. RefSeq lists its product as uncharacterized. Gene Ontology annotation, molecular function: ditrans,polycis-polyprenyl diphosphate synthase [(2E,6E)-farnesyl diphosphate specific] activity. NCBI's taxonomy places the organism in Eukaryota, Fungi, Basidiomycota, Agaricomycetes, Polyporales, Polyporaceae. The transcript has 5 exons. The record is from RefSeq and is a predicted model, not a curated record. Gene Ontology annotation, cellular component: endoplasmic reticulum membrane; dehydrodolichyl diphosphate synthase complex. Bases 68 to 1048 code for a protein of 326 amino acids.